Betta splendens (Siamese fighting fish) is the source of this 7848-nucleotide messenger RNA. RefSeq names its product beta/gamma crystallin domain-containing protein 1-like. Bases 250 to 7434 code for a protein of 2394 amino acids. NCBI's taxonomy places the organism in Eukaryota, Metazoa, Chordata, Actinopteri, Anabantiformes, Osphronemidae. The transcript has 22 exons. The record is from RefSeq and is a predicted model, not a curated record.
CGAACCCGAGCCCUGGCAACGAUGGGGAAAAGGAGCUCCUCUGCAGCAGCCUUGACAAUAGCACUCAGCAGGCGACUGCGGGCGUGACGCUUUCAUGCGUCGUGGGUUCAAAGCGGCCUGAAUAUUAAGCGGCGGCGCGGGCCAGACUCCCCUGUUCCGCCCGAGGAGGGGCAGGUUGCCACAGAGAGGAGGCACUGACAGGCAUUUUGACCCAGAAAGCGGCCGAGGAGGCAGGAGAGCGCCGUCGUCAUGUCUGACAGCCCAGAGCAGCAGCCCAGCACCGGAGUCUUGGGCCGUAUUGGGAGCUGGUUCUCUCCAUGGAAGGGAAACGCUCCGAAGAGUCCGACUGACAAUGCCUCCGCGACUAGUGAGCGGCCUCUAAAUUCAGAUGGGGGAGACGAGAGUGAGGAGUCUGUAAAAGUCCGGGCUGGGGACCCGCACCGCGGGGAGGCGAAGGAACAGAGCUCUAGCCCGAGUCCGCUGGCUUUUGCCAGAGACAUUUUCCCCUGUGAAGAGCAGGACGCCACGCAGUCUAGCCACAAGCGCAGCUCUGUUGUGAGCAGCACAGAGGCAGAGCCAGGAGGUCCAAAAGAGGAGGAGUCGGUGGCCUGCGCGAGGAGGAGAAUAGGGCAAAACCAGGAGUGGGAGGAGAGCAGCAACGGUCCUUCAGCGAGCGGGAAUCCUGAGAAGAAUGCCAGUCAUCUGACACAUCUGCCUUCCUUGUCUAAACAGGGAGUGGCACAGGACUCUGACCAAGCACACGCCCAGGCUCAGGCUCAGACAGGCAGGAGGCUCCAUGUGUACCUUGAGGAGACCUGCGUGACUCACGGCGGUCCAGACACCUGUGCCGGGCAGGAAGUCGUCCGAACCGAAGUCACAAAGAACUUAAAAGCACUCACCAAAGCCAACUUGUCUCCGGGUUUUGAUUUGCAAACGAGUUCCGGCUCAACAUGUGCCGAGAACAAAAGGGCCGAUGUUAGCCACGCUGGCGGGGCACAGAGCUAUUACAGUGCGCUAACAGGAGUGUCGCUGAAAUCACAAAGAGACUCACAGUUAGACCCUGACGCUGAUACAGAGGAAGGAACAGGAGGAGACAGCAUGGGGCGCAGGAACUCAUCCAGGAGGAGACACAGAAAGGGCUCCCAAGGAGAUGGAGGGAACAGUCCUCGUGAGAAAACGCCUCCCAAUGCUCAACCUGGCGCAGAGGGAUUCCCCCCGGUGGCCAGCCCUCAGAGCAAGAGUCCAGAGGCUCACAUGGGGAAAUCACCCUUAAGCCCCGCCUCCCAGCAAGAGCCCGCCUCUCCGGCCUCACCUGAAGGAGUGGAAAGUGAGACUUCCUGUCCCGAUGCGUUCGAGCAGUUGGACAAGUUCCAGGCUGAAGUGGCUGCAGAGACUCAGGCGCGCGUGGUUCAUGGGGGCGCAGACAUGGAGGACAACGACAGGUUUUACAAGGUGGAAAGGAAGACGGAGACGCCAGAGUCCAAGCGCAGGAGUAUUAAGGUUUCCCGAAGCGAGGUGAAGCUUUUUACCAAAAAUGUGCCUUUGAAUUCUAAAAAAAGUCCGGUGGACAGGACACAGAAUUCGACGGCAGGAGGGAAUACCAGCAAUAAAGGAAAAGAUAGUGGGGAAACAGAUGCAAGACUUCCUGCCCUGAAGAAGGUCGACGAGGAGCUUAAACCUAAACCGGCUGCUGGACGGAUCGCAGAUAAAAUCAGCCUCUUCGAGAAAAAGCAGGCAGCGGGAGGCCACAAGCCCAUCGUCCAGAGCCCCACAGUCACAGAGACCACGAAUGUGGGUUCAGACCAGGGGUCGAGAUCGGCAGAAGGUCACAGCACAGUCGGGCCCAGUUCUGCAUCGCCGGUGAGGGAGAAACUGGUGUCAGUCAAGGAGAACUUUACAGAAUCUCCCUCAGAUCAGCCUCAAAAAACAGCUAUGACAGGAAUGUCUGAAGAACGGUCGCCUCCACCCGUGACAGUUUCUGUGCCAGAGUCAAUGAAGCUGGACCGUCAGGGUGAACUGGAUACUACCAAGCUGAAGGCGGCCGUGUCGGAGUUCACAGUGAAACCUGACGGACAGGAUACCACGGCAGCAACGACUCCCGUCCCCAAGGAACCACCACCAGGCUCUGCAAUACCUGACGCAGGGGCCUCCAAAGCAGAGACAGGGGUGGAAUGUAAGAGCGCUGAGUCAGAGGUGUCACAUAAAGGAACGAGUGAUUCAUCAGAAAUGACCAAUAACAUCUGCCCGGAGUCAAAAGGCCCCAGCAAAACAAGCUCCCGCCCUAAACGGAGGAAAAGUAAAGACCCAGUGAGUCCAGUCAGCCCAAACACCGAAGCCAAACCAACCAGUAAACUGGAAAUAACUGCUUCCAAACAAACACAGGCGGCUGAUACAGACAAGGAUGUCUCUGCCUCUAAACCACUCACAGCGAAGGCUUCAUCAGAUAAGGCCCAAGGAAAUGCAUCAGAUAAGCAGCAACUGUCUGACUCCAAAGGAAAAGCCUCGGAGCAGCCAGAAGUGGCGGGCGAAGCGGGGGAACGGACCGAGUCCUCGCUUCAAAUGGAGAGUACUGACAACGCCGUCAAGAGGCGGGAGGAUGAACCCGAUACUGCAGCGGGCGGCUGCGGAGCAAAGUCUGACGACAAGGACCCUGUUGUUUUAGCUCAAAGGGAGGAAAAGGCAGGAGGGCAGAGCCUCGUACUCACACAGCAGACCAAAGUGGCCUCCGACGACAGCGGCGAAACUCCAGCCUCCUCCGCUGCACCUGCGGCUGAAGGGCCCAUUGAGAGGACUCGGCAGCAGGAGCCGUCUGUUGAACAGCCCAAAUUAGACCAGGAAGAGCCACCGCAGCCUGAAUUAAGGAGCAGGGGGAAACUAAUGCAGCCCGGUGAAAAGGAACCUGAGCAAACACCGCCUCAAAACAAGGGCACAGACAUAAUAAAUCGCGCCGAGAGCAGAGAUGUGGAGAAACUGAAGGCGCCAGAGAAUGAAAGCACUAAUCGCACUGAGACAAAAGACAGAGAUCAGCCUCCGCGCUCGGCGGCGACAAAUAUCACAAAGGAUUCAGACAGUGGACCAAACAUCCCAGGGACAGAGGGAAGUGUUGAUAAAAAUGAUGAAAGGACUGAGAGUGAAACCAAAGACGAGACUCGGGUCAUUAGAGACGGAUCCAGGCAGCCCGACGCAGCCUCUCCGUCACCAGAAACGACCAGCGGAUCAUCAGACCUCUGCACCCAAACGCACGGCGGAUGGACAGAAAGCAGCAACGCAGGAAGAGCCUCUGGAUGCGCUGUUACCUCUGCUAAUGAGGCUGUGAGUGGGAAGGAGUGCGAUAAAGGGCCUUUGAAGGGGGGAACUCAAAGAAAUGUGCCUCCCGGGUUACAAACAACACCAACACGAGGUCCUGGAAGCGAGAAGAAGCCUGUGGCGAGCGCCACGGAGCCACAGCCUAAUUCUGUAUCACUGGAAAAAAUGGAGAAUUCACCCGAUGACUCACACACACGGGGAGCGCGUGAUGAAUUCUCCAGCUCAAAGCUUAUUACCAAAGCAGCCACGGCGCAUGAGGAAGCGACUGUAAAAGCCACUAAUGGCACUCCAGCGCUGAUAACUGCACAGGCCGGCAAGACGGCAGCCAACGAAUUGUCUUUUAAAGAGCCUAAUCCUGUUUCUGCCUGUGAAUCCGCGGGCGGCGAGGGAACGCAGGGCGACGAUGGGGGGAAACGUCGGCCCAUCAAACCAGCGCCCUCCGGAGUCCAAAUCCCAAGGGAUAUGAAUGAAAGAGCUGCGAGUGACCCACAGGCUGAGCUUUUAAUAAAUGCUGGGAGCAAGCGUGACACCACUUCACUUGUAGGAAACGUAGCACAGAGCCCUUGUGAAGGCCGCGCCGCAGAGAAAACACUAGCGAGUGAGCGUGUAGCGGUUGCUAACGGAGACGAUUGGCUCCGGCCCCUCGCCGUGAAACAGGAGCCGGUCGCUAACGAACCACGUCACGCUCCCAAAGCGCCCCCGUCCCCCGAGGCCAAGACGCCGACCCCCGCCCCCCCCCAGCAGCCGCCCGCCAAGAAGCUCCAAUCGCCACGCGGGCAGAGCCGAGACGACGCCCCGAAAUGGCGGGACACGCCCUCCAGCUGGCUGGACGUGGACCUGCCCAAGCGCAGGCAGAGAGCGGCCGAGCCCAAGCUCAGCUCCUCCGGCAGCGAGGGCAACAUCCUGGACACGUCCGGGGACCUGGACGGCGACGACUUUGUGGAGCGAAUCAAGAAGCUGUGCUCGCCGUUCUCCCUCCCGCCGCGCAAGCACAACCACCUGCGGCCGCCGCAGCCCCCCUUCGCCAUGCCGGCCAUCAAGGAGGACCGCUUCGAGAAGACGUUCGACCCGGAGGAGUUCACCUUCGGUUUGAGGAGGAAGAGGGACUUCACGCUGGAGUCGGGGCCCAGCCUCCUGGCCCAGCUCAGCACAGAGGCUAAGUCCAGUGUGAAGCCAGCCAGGGCGAGUCUGGUGGACAGGAGCAUGCUGCUCAGCGGUCUGGACAGUCACUCCCGGCUCAGGGAAAAGAAACCCGUCAAGUCUGAUGAGGGGGUCAAGGAAGAGAAGGACGAUCCGAAGAAGGUGAAGUCUCGCCUGGAGGGGAGCUGCAUCCUCAACAGCCUGACCUCCUCCAGAGGGAAGCGGAACGGGCUCCAGACCCAGGUAGACGGCUCCAUCUCCGGAGGGGCUGAUGGAAAAAUGGCGACGCCCGUGUCUGGAGCUGAAGGAGACCCGAAUGCCAAACCAGCGCUUCCUGGUUGUGCUCCAGCCCACAUUCCAGCUCCGGAGCCCAAGCAGCCUGCAGCUCCACCACAGGGCCUGACGUCCUCCAGCAUUGGAGGGCCUCAGACACAGGUAGACACAGGCGGGGGGGCGUCAACUAGAGAAGGCCGCUUGCUCAGCCCUCCACCUUUGUCCCAGUCAACCUUUCCAGGCCCAACCCCUACAGCUCCAAUCACAGAUGAACUGACUAAACAGAGCCCUGCCCCGAGCCCCAAAGAGGAAGCCCAGGCUGCAGAGGCUGCGGUCUGUGACUCAGCUCCUCCGCUUCCUCGCUUUAACGACAUCAAGCUGCCAGAUUAUUUAGAGAAGUAUCUACAGCGAGAACAAGUAAAACCUGUGCAGAGCUUACAAGGACAGGAGCAAGUCAAACAAGAGGUUGAUGGGAAAAUGUCAACUCCAGUCCCUGAGAUGGAGGCAGCCCCAAAUGCCAAACCCACGCUUUCUAUUGGUGCUCCAGCUUCAAAGCUUCCAGGCCCUGAGCUCAAGCCACCUGCAGCUCGACCACAGGAGCUCCGCAGCCAAAGUAUAAGACCAGUCAGGAGUGUUCACAAGCGCCCUGGAAAGAUAGUGCUGUUCGAGGAAGCCCAAUUCGGCGGCCGCGCACACGAGAUCCACGGCGACGCAGCAGACGCGACGUCUCUGCAGCUCUCGCCUCUCAUAUCUGUGAAGGUUGUUCGAGGAUGCUGGAUUCUCUACGAGAAGCCUGACUUUCAGGGCCGCUCCAUCGCCCUGGAGGAGGGAGUCACCGAGCUGACAAACGAGUGGGCCGAGCCAGAGGCGGAGACCGACGCGCACGACCUCCCGCCGGUGGUGAUCGGGUCCAUCCGACUCGCUGUCCGGGAUUACAGCGUUCCUCGUAUUGAUCUGUUUACGGAGCCGAAGGGCCACGGCAGAGUCACGCCGUACCACGACGACACCAUUGAGACAGACUCAUUCGGCGUCCCGCUGAGCACUGCUUCCAUCCAGGUCCACUCCGGGGUGUGGCUGGUGUUCAGUGACCCGGACUUCCAGGGGAUGGUAGCCAUCCUGGAGCCUGGAGAGUACCCCUUCCCCGAGUCCUGGGGGUUCCCAUCGCCCUUCGUGGGCUCUUUGAGGCCGCUCAGAAUGGGCUGCUUUAAAGUGGAGCAUCCCAAUGAAAUCAAGGCUGUGGUUUAUGAGAAAGCUCACUUUGAAGGCUCGUGUCUGGAAACCGACAGCGACGUUUUCAGCCUGUGUGAGGACGAAGCGCUCCCCGGCUCCACGGCCAUGAAAAGCGUGGGUUCUCUGAGGAUCACCGGAGGCCUCUGGGUGGGCUACAGCGAGCCCGGCUUCGAGGGCCAGCAGUACAUCCUGGAGGAAGGGGAGUACGCGGACUGCAGCGACUGGGGCGGCUCGGAGCAGAUGCUGUCGCUGCGGCCGAUACUCGCUGACUUCAUGGCUCCGCAUCUGAAAAUGUUCACCAACAAAGAUUUCUCCCAGCUCGGUGGGAACAUCGACCUCACAGUGGCUGUCGCCAACAUGGACGACACCGGCUACGGCCUGAGGACGCAGUCCGUCGAGGUCAUCGGUGGCGUAUGGGCGGUGUUUGAGGAGCCAGGCUUCUGUGGGGAGCCCUAUAUCCUGGAGAAAGGACUGUACGGGAGCCCAGACGACUGGGGGGCGCAACGGGCCACAGUGGCCUCCGUGAUGCCUGUCCUGCUGGAUGAUUUCGAGAGCGCGUCCAAAUUUAAGGUGCAGCUUUUCUCUGAUCCAGGGUUUCGAGGCUGCGUCCUUCCCCUGGAGGACAGCGCCGCGUCCCUGCAGGACGGCUUCUCCUUUGCCUCCUGUAAGGUUGUGGCUGGCAGCUGGGUGGCAUUUGAAGGCCAGGGCUUCACCGGCAGGAUGUACGUGUUGGAAGCGGGGGACUACCCCGACCUGAGAGCGAUGGGCUGCGACGGCGCCAGCUCCUGCAUCCGGUCCCUGCAGACCGUCGGCUUCGAGUUCUCGCUGCCUUCCGUCACCCUGUUCGAGCGCCGCGACCUGCGGGGAAAGCGCGUGGUCCUGACGGACGGAUCCGUCAACCUGCAGCUGGCUGGGGGCUGCGGCCGGGUCCAGUCCGUGCUGGUGGAAGGCGCGACGUGGAUAUUGUAUGAGAGAAUCAACUUCCAGGGGGCUCAGAUUCUGCUGAAACCUGGCGAGGUUCUGGACUGGCAGGAGUUCAGCGGCUGGCAGAGGAUCGGGUCCCUGCGGCCCCUGAUCCAGAAGCAAGUGCACUUCCGCUUGCGGAACCAACUGACGGGGUUCAUGAUGUCAGUCACCGGCACCUUGGACGACGUCAAACUGAUGCGGAUCCAAGAAGCAGAGGAGUCUGGUGGACUGGAGCAGAUCUGGUUCUACCAGAACGGAUAUCUCCGCUGCAAGCUGUUGGAGGAGUGCUGCCUCAGCCCCAGUGGCAGCGUGACUAUAGCAGGAAGCCGCACCGGGCUGAGCCCAGAACCGGGCAUGCACCUCUGGAGUAUCACCCCCGAAGGCUUUAUCCGCUACACCCCCACCUCUGACCUGGUCCUGGAGGUCAAAGGAGGACAUAAAUAUGACAAAACACAAGUCAUAUUGAAUUCACUUGAUCCAAACAAACUUCAGCAACGCUGGGACGUGGAAGUUAUGUGAUACUCACUAGAGCGGACAGAAUCCACAGACAGAACGUGUCACGGAUGACGUAUGCUAUCGGACAACGGUUAAACGUCCAGUCAACAUGGAUGAAGUCGUAAAAAAAAGUGCGACCAGACACUGAACACGCAAACAGCGGAAACUGAACUUGAAAUGCUUCAUAUUUUACAGUUGUAUCGAUGUAUCCAAGGGUUUUAUUUUGAUUUAACUGUUUGCCUCAGUCAGUAACAGUAUUAACGCCUCUUCUUCAGUCAGUAUGCAAUGUCAUGUUAGACGAGACAUCAUCUACGUGCAACAAAAGGAAACAAAACGCUGGUUUGGAAAUGCAGAAACAACCACAUAGCACACAACUCUUUAUUGUAGAAUAAUAAAAUUAUUUUUGUCAAUAAAGUUAUUAACAUAUUUUACAGUAAA